Molecule: messenger RNA, 810 nt
Organism: Medioppia subpectinata
Lineage: Eukaryota; Metazoa; Arthropoda; Arachnida; Sarcoptiformes; Oppiidae
Source: the annotation of a GenBank genome assembly
AAAGAUUUAUGAAAACUGAUGUGAAAUGACGUAAAACUAAUGCAUCCGUUAAACAGACAGAGAGAUUGGAAAAUAUAUUAUAAGCAAAAGUUUUCGCAUAAUUUCUCAUUGUUUCAACAAAAGUAGAGGCCAUUCAUUUGCCAUACAGAUUACACUCAUAUAUAAUCGACAGUAAAUCAGUUUAAACUCAGUUUGCAAUCAAUAGUUACUGGUAUUUGAUUUAUCAAACAAUGAGAAUAGCUAUGAAAUCGAUUGUAAUUUUGGUGACACUGUUUUGUGUCUUAAUUGAGGCACAAAAUGUGGGUCAGAAUAAUAGAGAUUCAUCUCAACGCCGUCCCAACACUUUUAGGCGACGUCUUCCUGUGUUCAACAGAAAUCCUGUCGACUCUAUUGAAUAUUCUGGAAGCAGUGAGGAAUCGGACGACUUUGGCCGAGAAUAGAGCCAAAGAGCAGAUUAAAGAGCUCAGAGUCCACGCCAUCGAUACGUUGACGCGUUUGAAAACAUUGGAUAAACAGGUUUUGCAACUCGAAACGUAUCUCAAAGAAGUGAACGAUACGUUUUUGGCCACAAAACAAGAGCUUAACAAAGAAUAUACUAAUCAGAAGACCAUAAUUGACAAUCAAAUUGAAGGUUUAGGCACUGAGAAGAGUACAGUAUUGGAGGACGAGUCGAAGAGAUUGGACAAAAAGAUCAGCGAUAACAUUAAUAACAAAUUGGUUCCGCAGAUGAGAGGUUUGGGCGACGGUUUCGUUAAUAUAGACGACACCGUCUCAAACCUGUCCACUGUCUCAGAGGCCGAACAACAGUAG